UUAAAUGGUUGCUGUAGGCCGACUGCCUUGUUUGUUUGUUUGUCAAGAGUACAGCAGCCUUGUGAUCCGCUUGAGCGGCUGGCCGAUCUGCUUGGGAAUCUGGGAAAGGCAAAUUGAGCUGUCUGUCUUGGGCCUGGCGACCCAUCCUCCUGUUUCAACAUCAGCUGCACCUUCUCUUCAACGCUGCUGAGCCUCUUGCGCUUGUUCAGGAGCUCUCAAAGCAAAUCAGAUUGUGUUGCAGACGGCCUCUCUCUUGAUCAGCCUUUUAAGAGGUUAAGCUCCUGAGACAUCUGUGGGGCUGGAGCACAUAACUACAUUCGCCAUGGUGGCGAUGCUGUUGAAAACAGGAGCAUGGAAGUUCAUAACAUGAUCGCAGGGCUCCACGCAGUUUGGGUACUUAGACUGCUUCAAUGGACAACAUUCAUGGAGUUUUGAAGACUCUUACUGAUGGGAUUGGAUUAAAAGGUUCUGUCUUCAAUGGAUCCAGUUGUAUUUCACCUACCAUUGUUCAGCAGUUUGGCUAUCAACGUAGAGCAUCUGAUGAUGGGAAACUUUCAGAUUCCUCCAAGACAAGCAGUACCAUUCGUGUUUUCUUGCCUAACAAGCAACGCACAGUAGUGAAUGUGCGUAAUGGAAUGACCCUUCAUGAUUGUCUCAUGAAAGCACUCAAAGUCAGAGGUUUGCAGCCAGAAUGUUGUGCUGUUUUUAAAUUGCUUAAUGAACAAAAAGGUAAGAAAGCACGACUGGAUUGGAAUACAGAUGCUGCAUCCUUGAUUGGAGAAGAACUUCAAGUGGACUUCCUUGACCAUGUUCCACUCACAACACAUAACUUUGCACGGAAGACAUUUCUAAAGCUUGCAUACUGUGACAUCUGCCAGAAGUUCUUGCUAAAUGGAUUCCGAUGUCAAACUUGUGGUUAUAAAUUCCACGAACACUGCAGCACAAAAGUUCCAACGAUGUGUGUGGACUGGAGCAAUAUUCGGCAAUUGCUAUUGUUCCCUCAUUCAAAUGUUAGUGACAGUGGUGUCCCUACAUUGCCUCCUUUGACAACUCGGAGAAUGCGGGAUUCUGUUUCUCGGAUGCCUGUUAAUUCUCAGCAUAGAUAUUCUACGCCUCAUGCAUUCACAUUCAGCCCAGCAAAUCCUUCACCUGAGUGCUCCCUUUCUCAAAGACAGAGGUCUACGUCAACCCCAAACGUCCACAUGGUCAGCACUACAAUGCCUGUAGAUAACCGGAUAAUUGAGGAUGCCAUACGUAGUCACAGUGAAUCUGCAUCACCAUCAGCUAUAUCUAGUAGUCCGAAUAAUACAAGUCCAACAGGAUGGUCCCAGCAUAAAACACCAGUUGCAGCUCAGAGAGAAAGAGCUACAGGACCUAAUGCGCAAGAAAAGAAAAUUAGACCUCGUGGACAAAGAGAUUCAAGUUAUUACUGGGAAAUAGAAGCAAGUGAAGUUAUGCUCUCUACCAGAGUAGGGUCAGGUUCAUUUGGAACAGUUUACAGGGGAAAGUGGCAUGGAGAUGUAGCAGUAAAGAUAUUAAAGGUUGUAAAUCCAACACCAGAACAAUUUCAAGCCUUCCGAAAUGAAGUGGCUGUAUUAAGGAAAACACGGCAUGUCAAUAUUUUACUGUUCAUGGGCUACAUGACUAAAGAUAACCUGGCUAUUGUCACACAGUGGUGUGAAGGAAGUAGUCUUUAUAAACACCUACAUGUCCAGGAGACCAAGUUUCAGAUGCUACAGCGUAUUGAUAUUGCAAGGCAGACAGCACAAGGAAUGGACUAUUUACACGCGAAGAAUAUAAUACACAGAGACAUGAAAUCAAAUAAUAUAUUUCUGCAUGAAGACCGCACAGUGAAAAUAGGGGAUUUUGGCUUGGCCACAGUCAAGUCCAGAUGGAGUGGUUCUCAACAGGUGGAGCAACCCACAGGAUCUGUACUCUGGAUGGCCCCAGAAGUUAUCCGAAUGCAAGAUAGCAAUCCAUUCAGUUUCCAGUCAGAUGUCUAUUCUUACGGAAUAGUGCUAUAUGAAUUGAUGACAGGAGAGCUACCAUAUUCCCAUAUUAACAAUAGAGACCAGGUGAGAAAUAUUAUUUUCAUGGUCGGUCAUGGUUAUGCAUCACUGGACCUCAGUAAACUGUAUAAAAAUUGCCCCAAAGCUAUGAAGAGGCUUGUAGCAGAUUGUGUGAAAAAAGUGAGGGAAGAAAGACCUCUCUUCCCACAGAUACUGUCUUCCAUUGAAUUGCUGCAGCAUUCUUUACCCAAAAUCAACCGAAGUGCUUCAGAACCGUCUCUGCAUCGUGCAACCCAUACACAUGACAUAAAUUCAUGCACAUUGACAUCAACAAAACUACUUGUAUUUUAGGGGAUUUGUGUGCCCAGCUCACUGCGGUCCUCAGUAACAGUUAUAGCAGUUAUGCCUUGAAAGCUUCAGUCUGGAGGAUUGUAAGAGCCAGCAUGGGAAUCAGCUGGAUAUUGGUUUUGAGAAUGAGCUGCUAUGAAUUUCUACUGUUUGAAUCCUACAGGGACAAAACUCCAUGUUGCCUUUUUCUACACAUUAUCAUUCUGAAAUAGUUAACAGACUGUAUACAAGAAGUUCUAUUGCUAUUUUUUAUAGAUGCACUUGAGCCUUAUUUUUUUCCCAUAUGUAAAAAGCAGCGAUGAAAAAAAGGAUUCUUGCUUCAACUGGGUUCAACUCUAUUGCAUUCUGCUGAAUAAACUGGUAUUUUUCUAUAAUAGUAACAAUGGCUUAGCAUUUGAGAAAAGUCAACGGAGAUGGUGCUGUUCUUGUCAUAUACUAAGACUUUGUGCCCUUCCGUCUAGAGGAACUAAAAUGGCCACCCACCAAGAAGACUUAAGGGAAGAGAGAAAUGCAAGUUUGGAAAGAUUCUCCUACUAAGUAUUUCUCAAGAUGACUUAAUAAUGGUGUUUAAAGUUUCAUCACCAGAGAUAGUUUUGCACAUAGGAGAAAAUGCUCAUUUGAGGACGAGAAAUAUAUUGUAAUUAGUAGUGCUCAGAAAAGGAAGCUAGCACAAUCUUGCUACAAUCAUUUUAGAGUAACAUAAGAAGCUUUUUUUGGGGUACUUCGGACUUGUUUCUUGUGGCACCUGGAAGGUCCUGUGAGAAACUAUAGUUUUCUGGGAGGAGAAGAGGAAAAAUAAAUAAUGCUGUCAGUAUAUUUCUGCAAAAAAGCAGCAUUUAGCCUGUUUUGAAACUUUUUUCCGAGAUGCACUAGAAGGAAAUAUGGCAUAUACAGGUUUUCCCUUGCUGAUUUGCAUUUUAAUUUUGUUUUUAUUGCUCAUAAGAAGAAGCAUUUAUUGUAAACACAGGUUCUUCCGGUUAUCUUAUUUUAAUAAAAUAAAUUAAAUUUUA
Messenger RNA from Pogona vitticeps (central bearded dragon), 3367 nucleotides. The record is from RefSeq and is a predicted model, not a curated record. Lineage: Eukaryota; Metazoa; Chordata; Lepidosauria; Squamata; Agamidae.